Molecule: messenger RNA, 1518 nt
Organism: Colletotrichum spaethianum
Lineage: Eukaryota; Fungi; Ascomycota; Sordariomycetes; Glomerellales; Glomerellaceae
Product: MFS glucose transporter mfs1
Exons: 4
Coding region: 1-1518 (505 amino acids)
Biological process (GO): carbohydrate transport; transmembrane transport
Cellular component (GO): membrane
Molecular function (GO): carbohydrate:proton symporter activity
Source: RefSeq, a predicted model, not a curated record
AUGGCGCUCCCUCCCAAGUGGUAUCAGUUCCUUGUGAGCGUCUUCGCGUCGCUUGGUUCCUUUAAUUACGGUUAUGACUUGGGUGUCAUUGCCUCUGCCAUUGCUUCGGCAUCCUUCAAAACCAAGUUCGGCGACGACCCCAACGAGAUUGGUGCAGUCGUCUCCGUUUUCACCGGAGGUGGUUUCAUCGGUGCUGGUCUUGCUGGCCCCACCGGUGAUAGACUCGGUCGUAAAUUCACCAUUCUGAUCGGCGCCUCCAUCUUCGUUCUCGGUGGUGCUCUCCAAUCCGCAGCGCAGUCUCUGGCCUUCCUCUACGCCGGCCGCGCCCUUGCUGGUAUCGGUGUCGGUUUCCUGACCAUGAUUAUUCCCAUGUACCAAGCCGAGCUUUGCCACCCCAGUAUUCGUGGACGAGUCACCGCUCUGCAACAGUUCAUGCUUGGUGUUGGCGCUCUCGCUGCCGCUUGGAUCUCAUACGGCACGUACAUCGGAUUUGCCGAGAACGAUAACAACCAGUGGCGUGUCAGUCUUGGUAUCCAGUGCAUUCCCGGCGGUAUCCUGGCCCUGCUCAUUCUCUUGUUUCCCGAGUCUCCUCGUUGGCUCAUUGACCACGGCCGCGUCGACGAGGGUCUCCAGACUCUGGCCAAGCUCCACGCACACGGCGAUGUCAACGACGCCUGGGUCCGUGCUGAGUUCGAUCAGAUUCAAGAGUCUAUUGCCAUUGAGCACGAGGGCUCCGCCAAGUCCUACAAGGAGCUCUUUACCGACAAGUCCUGCUUCCGUCGUCUCUUCCUUGCCUGCGCUCUGCAGGCUUCUAUUCAGAUGACCGGUGUUAGUGCCAUCCAGUACUACUCCGUCGCCAUCUAUGAGAAGAUUGGCAUCGCGGGUGACGAGACUCUCCGCUACCAGGCCAUCUCCUCCGUCAUCGCACUUGUCGCCCAGUUCCUCUGCAUGAUGCUCAUCGACAAGACUGGUCGCCGCUGGCCCUUGAUUUUGGGUAAUCUCGGCAACUGCGUUACUUUCAUCAUCGCAACCAUUCUGCUCGCCAAGUUCCCCCCCGGGUCCGAAAAUGCUAGUGGAAGCGCCGCUUGGGGCUUCAUCGCCAUGACCUGGCUCUACAACUUCAGCUUCAGCGCCACCUGUGGUCCCCUCUCGUGGAUUAUCCCUGCCGAGAUCUUUGACAUGAAGACUCGUUCCAAGGGUGUCUCGAUCGCCACCAUGAUCUCAUAUGCCUUCAACACCCUCAUCGGCCAGACCACAUCCGUUGCCCUCGAUGACAAGAGCGGAAUCGGCUGGCGCUGGUACAUCCUCUUUAUUGUAUGCAACUUCACCAAUGCCCUUUUCUUCUGGGCCUUCCUUCCCGAAACCGCCAGACGUCCCCUCGAAGAGAUGAGGUACCUUUUUACCGAGGCUCCUCUUUUCAUCCCGACGUUGGAUAUGAAGACGGUUGAGACCCAUGAUCUUGAGCGAAGAGUCGAGGCCGUCGAACAGAAACGUGAACAUGAGACAGAACACAUCUGA